This is a messenger RNA of Triticum aestivum (bread wheat), 712 nucleotides long. RefSeq names its product AT-hook motif nuclear-localized protein 9-like. Gene Ontology annotation, molecular function: minor groove of adenine-thymine-rich DNA binding. The record is from RefSeq and is a predicted model, not a curated record. Bases 1 to 348 code for a protein of 115 amino acids. Lineage: Eukaryota; Viridiplantae; Streptophyta; Magnoliopsida; Poales; Poaceae. The transcript is spliced from 3 exons.
AUGAAGGAUGCGGAUGGUCGAUUCGAAAUCCUGUGCCUCUCUGGAUCAUACCUGGUUAUAGAUGACGGUGUUUCACGCACACGGAAUGGAGGUCUAUGCAUAGAGCUGUGUGGCGCUGAUCACAGGGUGAUUGGAGGAAGCGUUGGUGGAGUCCUGACAGCAGCCGGGACAGUUCAGGUGAUUGUGGGGAGCUUCAUGUACGCGGGGUCGAAGAAGAGCAGGAAGGGCAAGGCCGGGGAGGAGUCUGCUGUGGCGGAGGAAGAACAGACCGGCGAUGCCAACGGGGGCAGGGGCAGGGGUGGAGACGGAGUUGGAGUCGAGGCGGAGGAAGAGGGCCUUCGCCGCUGAUGCCGAUGCCCCACGGAGAGGAGGAGCUGCCGUUGGACGCGAUGAUGAGCAGGUGGACGGGCAUGAUGCGGCAGAUGGAGUCGCGGUCCUGCGGCAUCGACAUCAACUCGAUCCGGGAGUGAAGGAUGUAGACUGUUUAAUUAGUUUGGUACGGCGGAAGUUGAGCCUAGGCUAGCUUAGCUAGUGGAUGAUGGAUGAUUCUAGGGUUUGGUUGGGUUGGUUGUGUUCCUCUCCUGCGUGGGUUUAAAAAGAAGUCUAGUUAGUAUAAUGAAUGUCGUCGUCGAGUAUGAUCAGUUUAACCGAUGAUGUUGGCGCCGGUCGGUCGGGCGGAUCUAUGAUGGAAAUAGUGGAUUCGGUUGUUGGU